Rhinocladiella mackenziei CBS 650.93 is the source of this 1944-nucleotide messenger RNA. RefSeq lists its product as uncharacterized. The record is from RefSeq and is a predicted model, not a curated record. NCBI's taxonomy places the organism in Eukaryota, Fungi, Ascomycota, Eurotiomycetes, Chaetothyriales, Herpotrichiellaceae. Bases 1 to 1944 code for a protein of 647 amino acids. The transcript has a single exon.
AUGCAGCAGUUGCGCGAGGACAUCGUUGUAUUACGGAUGCUGACUGCUGAACCGGCCAGACCCACUCGUAAUCCUAUUGUCAGCUGCCGGCAACGGGAUCUCCCUGCGAACGCGGGACGAGUAAUCUCUUUUCAACAAGAGCAUGAAAUUGUCGAUAAUUUGGCCUUUCUCUCGGCAAUAUCUGACGAUCCUGAAAAGGUCACUGCCAUAUGGCUUGACGAGGGUCUCCAACCGGAUUCUUGCACCAUUCGUAUUGCUAUGAAUACUCGGAAGUUAACACAUCUUGUGGCGGACUUUGGGAAAAUAGCGCGGGUGCUAGAAAGAGCUGAUCACAAAAGUGAGCCCCGUAUCGGGUUCUUCCUCCGUUAUGAAAGAGCCCUGAUCUUUGAUUCCGUAGGCGACACAGACAACCUGAAUGAUUUGUUGAGCAUUGUUAUCCCAAUGCACAGGAAUCGCGUACUUUCAAGACUGAGAUCCGUACACGCGAAAACCUACAAGAAGGCUGACCGAUGUGCCAUUCUCUUUCGCCUCAGGGACAUGAUCAAUGGUCUGGAAUCCGCAAAUCGGUCGAACUUGGCAGUUCACCACGUCAAGUCAACGACCACUCAACUUGUUGGAGCCUUUGCUGACCUGGAAUCAAUGCCCACGGGUUCAGUCACGACCGGCAAGGCAGAUGAUAUACUACUGGGGCUCCUGCAUUUGCUUGACAACCUUCCUUCAGCAAGAGACUUGACGGAGAUCCUCGCCAACCUGACUGUGUCAGCGGGAAACCACCCUCAAGCCCCAGAGACGGUGGUCAUGACCAUCACAAAGCUUCGUAAGUAUCGUGCCGCCUGUGGCUAUCUGGUUAGAGCCGCAAAAUGCUUGAGUGUUUUCCGAAACAUUUCGGUAUCCGAGGUUAUAAUCAACCCGCAUGUGCCGCAACUCCUAGCGGGUAGUGAACACCUCCUUUCGGCGUGUCUGAAGAGAAUGGGCUUGGACUGGGAUAAGAACACGAAACAACGAUUUGGCAUCCCUCUGUCGGAGGCUUCGGCGCGAUUUCGGAAAGAAAUGGAACGCCCGAACUCCAAAGUCCACGCCGAAAUUCAACUCCUCUUUUUCUAUGAGAUGAAUCCACACUUACAAUGUCCACGUGUAGUAUGCUCGAGCAAAAGUGCAUGUUUUCUUUGUGACGUGUUCAUUCGUCUUCACGGGAAAUUCUUUGCAGCAAGGACACAUGGUGUACUAUACCCCAAAUGGACCAUACCGGAUAUCAAUCGUUUAUCCUUGCCGGAGGACAGAAGGCAAGCCAUGGACAAGCUAAUUCGCGAGUUUGAUCACGUCCUUCGGAACGAGAUUCGGAGGAAUUUGACACAGCCCGGGACCAAACGUCGGCAUCCGAGUGAAAGUCUCGCAACCCUCCAUCAAUGGAAAGAGUCGGACUUGGCUGUAGAGGCCAAACAAGAACCACGACUCGGUCAGUUAAGUGGGUCAACUCACUUCGAUAGAGCCGCGAUUCCGUUGGAAGUUGAAGACGAGACGAGAGUCGAUCGUCUGAUCCACGACGACAGUAGUUCAGGUGCAAAGCAGGAAGCCAGCAUGACCACAUCUCGCCAAUUCCCAUUAUGUCCAACCCGGGACGAUAAGGGGUCUGUAAGUCACUUAUCUGAGCUGCAGCCCCUCCUGCAAGUUCGAUCUUUCAUUGAUCUCGAUUGUCAACAGAACCAGACUGCCCAUACCAUAAGAGAUCACGAAAGUCGAACCCACGACCUGCCUUCUAAAUAUGACAUGAUGAGCAUGUCACGUUCAGCAGGCAUGGGUCGAAAUCUCCACUUUCAUGAUUUGGAACUCCACUUCGAGUUCGAACAUCCAGCAACAACAUUGCAGGCGAUGAGGUCUUCUAACACCCCCAACUCGAAUUGUAGGGCCAAUUGUAAAUAUAAACAGUCUCAGUCCCGGAAAUGA